AUGAUGGGCUUCCUACGCCGGCUUCACCAGCUCGCGCAGACGGUUUCAGACAGCGGACGAACGGGACGGGAAAGGAAGAGGGAACCGGCGAACCCGCGCCUCGCGCACCAGCAGCAGGUCGUCCACCGCGCCAGCCGUGGUGACCGGGGAGCGGCCGUCACAUCCAGCGGCUGGACCGACAAGGAUGCAAUCACGCUCGCGUGCUGCUGCUGGAUGGGUCGGACGUUAACGUGGAUAUACAAACAGAAAAGGUCAAAGGGCCAGGAGCUGUUUGACCAGAUCAGGUAUCAUCUGGACCUGGUGGAGGCUGACUACUUUGGACUGCAGUUCAUGGACCCAGAACAAGUCUCACACUGGCUGGAUGUGUCCAAGCCCAUAAAGAAACAGAUCAGAGAUGGUCCUCCAUACAGACUGUUCUUCAGGGUGAAGUUCUACUCCUCAGAGCCCAAUAACCUACAUGAGGAGUUCACCAGGUACCUGUUUGUGCUGCAGCUUCGACAAGACAUUCUGUCCGGCAAGUUGAAGUGUCCAUAUGAUGUCUCAGUAGACCUGGGGGCCUACUGCUUACAGAGUGAGCUGGGGGACUGUGACCCUCUAGAGCAUUCUCCUGAGCUGGUGUCAGAGUUCCGCUUCACACCCAAACAGAGUGAAACCAUGGAGGCAGACAUCUUUAACAAGUGGGUGGACCUAAGGGGUAAGGAUCCAUCCCAGGCAGAGACAAACUUCCUCAACAAGUGUAAAUGGCUGGAGCUGUACGGAGUGGACAUGCACUUUGUCAAGGGAAGGGACGGAGCGGAGUACGCUCUGGGUCUCACUCCCACUGGCAUCCUGGUGUUUGAGGGCUCCACCAAGAUAGGCCUCUUCUUCUGGCCCAAGAUCACCCACCUGGAUUUCAAAAAGAGUCGACUCACCCUAGUGGUGACGGAGGACGAUGAUCAGGGGCGGGAGCAYGAGCACACWUUUGUGUUCCAYUUGGACAGUUCGAAGACGUGUAAACACUUGUGGAAAUGUGCUGUGGAGAGCCACGCCUUCUUCCGGCUGCGCCAGCCCACUGCUGGGAAGGCCUCCAGCAGUGACUUCACACGCCUUGGAUCACGCUUCAGGUUCAGUGGAAAGACUGAGUACCAGGCGACCCACGGAGGGAGGCUGAGGAGGGCCAGUACGUUUGAGAGGCGACCCAGCAAGAGAUACCCCUCCCGCACUCACUCACUGGGGGGCAAGGCCCUCUCUCCAGCCAAACCACCACAUAUCAGGUGGGUCCCUGAGAGCACAGGACAACCAAGCAUGUACAGAGCCCUUAGAAACGCCCACACCAGCCCCGAACCUAGUCUACACCCGUACCAGCGUAACAUCCCUAUAGCCCAMGAGCCUUGGCACCCAGCCCUCACACCCCCCAUCUACCUACAACACUCAGGACACACAUCCCCGCACAGUUUCCCUCUGAGUGGUCCUGUCCUGGGAGGGGAGCAGCAGUUCAGUGUUGAGGAGAACGAGACGCCGUACUCUGGAAGCAUACACCAUCGCCACCGCAGACACACACACUACGACAACAGCCAGGAGACUUACUGUCACACACACAGCAAGACAAAGAGAGAAGAUCUGGGUGAACACCCCACUGUGGCCCUCCAGAUCUGGGUGAAACCCCACUGUGGCCCUCCAGAUCUGGGUGAAACCCGACUGUGGCCCUCCAGAUCUGGGUGA
Molecule: messenger RNA, 1701 nt
Organism: Salvelinus sp. IW2-2015
Lineage: Eukaryota; Metazoa; Chordata; Actinopteri; Salmoniformes; Salmonidae
Source: RefSeq, a predicted model, not a curated record